Messenger RNA from Paracoccidioides brasiliensis Pb18, 243 nucleotides. RefSeq lists its product as uncharacterized. The coding region runs from base 1 to 243 and encodes 80 amino acids. The transcript is spliced from 2 exons. The record is from RefSeq and is a predicted model, not a curated record.
AUGUUCGUUGAUAUCGGAGAGGGUCGUGCUGGUACUCUGGGUACCCCUGGCCUCCGCGAGCCGGAAUCUUACGAAUCAAUUGCACCGUCUUUCCCAACACCACGGGUCGAGCAAGUGGAUGUUAUCCAUAUUACAUGGCAGGUCGAGACAAAACUUGCCACCUGGUUUUCAGGGAGGAAGAACUCAGACUUUGAGGAUCUAAAGUUCCUGUUAGUCAAAUAUGCUGCUGAAAUUGCGGGAUAA